GUGCUCCGAGCGGGCCCAGAGCAGCUCGGGGCCUUCCCCUGCCCCGCUCCCUCCUCUCGAUCCUCUGGGGCCAUGGCAGCCGCCAGGAGUGUGAUGAGAGCAGUCCGAGUGCUUGAAUUUGGUGGCCCUGAGGUGCUUAAACUCCAGUCAGAUGUGUUAAUUCCUGUUCCAAAAGAAAACCAGGUAUUAAUUAAAGUCCAUGCCUGUGGGGUAAAUCCUGUUGAGACAUAUAUUCGCUCUGGGACUUACGCCAGGAAACCGGCUCUGCCCUACACUCCUGGCUCGGAUGUGGCUGGGGUGGUUGAAGGUGUUGGGGAACAUGUGACUGCAUUCAAGAAAGGUGACAGAGUUUUCACCCUGGAAACGGUUUCUGGAGGAUAUGCAGAGUAUGCAGUUGCUGCAGCCAACAGAGUCUUUCCYUUGCCAGACAAACUGGACUUCAGGCAGGGAGCAGCAAUCGGAGUGCCCUACUUCACUGCUUACCGGGCCCUUUUCCAGAAGGGCUGUGCCAAAGCAGGGGAAAUCGUGCUGGUUCAUGGUGCCAGUGGUGGGGUGGGACUAGCAGCAUGUCAGAUUGCCAGAGCUUGUGGUUUGAAGGUUUUGGGUACAGCAGGAACUGAGGAGGGCAUGAAUGUGAUCCUGAGAAACGGUGCUCACCAGGCCUUUAAUCACAGAGACCCCAAUUACACGGAGAGAAUUAAGGAGUGUACAGGGCCACGGGGAAUCGAUAUCAUCAUAGAAAUGCUCUCUAAUGUCAACCUGGAUGCUGACUUGCAAAGACCUCGUCAUAAACACUGUGUUUGUUGCAUACAGGAGGAGAGGCAUGAAUGUGCUACAGCAGUUCUGGAUGGCAUAGAAGCUGGCUGGCUGAAACCUGUUGUGGGCUUGGAAUAUCCCCUGGAGAAAGUAGCCAAGGCUCAUGAAGACAUUAUUUGUAGCAGUGGUGCCCGAGGGAAGAUGGUGCUCCUUCUAUAA
Messenger RNA from Malurus melanocephalus (red-backed fairy wren), 975 nucleotides. It is a transcript of the gene CRYZ, whose product is annotated as crystallin zeta. NCBI's taxonomy places the organism in Eukaryota, Metazoa, Chordata, Aves, Passeriformes, Maluridae. Gene Ontology annotation, molecular function: quinone reductase (NADPH) activity; zinc ion binding; NADPH binding. Gene Ontology annotation, cellular component: cytosol. The transcript has 8 exons. The coding region runs from base 73 to 975 and encodes 300 amino acids. The record is from RefSeq and is a predicted model, not a curated record.